This is a messenger RNA of Calliphora vicina (urban bluebottle blowfly), 1128 nucleotides long. RefSeq lists its product as uncharacterized. Gene Ontology annotation, cellular component: nucleus. The record is from RefSeq and is a predicted model, not a curated record. The transcript is spliced from 2 exons. Gene Ontology annotation, biological process: transcription initiation at RNA polymerase III promoter; transcription by RNA polymerase II. Bases 80 to 520 code for a protein of 146 amino acids. Lineage: Eukaryota; Metazoa; Arthropoda; Insecta; Diptera; Calliphoridae.
CGUUGGAAAUUGCAAUUUAUUAAUAAUUUUGGCUAUAAAAAUGUUUUGUUUAAUGUAGUAAUAAUAUUUAUUGAAAAAAAUGAGAUCGAAACAAGCUCAAAAAUUAAAAAUACAAGCUGUGCAAAAGGAACAAGUCCAACUAGUACAAAUUGAAAGCAUCUUAACAAGUCUAUUGGGCAAAGUAAACGAAAGCAUCAAUGAAUUGAAGGUGGAAGAACUCCAAAUAAAGUCCAACCUUGUGGAGCAAUACACCCAAGAUGAUCUGCCGACAACAUCAGCACAUGCAGCAUCUAGGUUCAAUGCAACUUAUCUCCAGGCCGAUACAGAUCCAUUAAACAUACAACAACCAAAUGCUACAAUCGACAUGGAGGGCAUAGAAGAUAUUAACAAACAAAUGUUGGCCUUAGAAUCACUACUUGUUCCACUGAAGCGAGAGAACUAUAAGGAGGAAGAAGAAGAGGAGGACGAUGAUGACUACGAUGAAGAGGAUGAUGAAUACAUGCCCUCCGAUGAUGAUUGAAAAAGAAUUUUGAAUUAAAACAAGACUGAGGAAGAAAUUAAUGACUUUUUUUACAUUUUAUUAAUUUCUUAAAUAUAAUUUUUUAUAAUUAUAAUAAUUUUGUUAUUAUAGUCUGCCAGGAAUAAAGGUAAUAUAUAUAUAAUUAUAUGUGUAUAAGUUAAUUAUUUAAUUAAUUACAAGCUUUUGUUCAUAAAGAAAAGCACAAUUGAAAACUUUUCUAACAUCAACAAAAUAAGUAUACAAUAGAAGUAUAAACAUGUACAAAAUGGAAUGUAAAUUAUUGAUUAUUUUGUUUUUGAAUGAGAAAAUAUGCGUUUUUUUAAUGUUAAUAAUUUAUAUAAAAUAAAUAAAUAUUCGUACUAAUGAUAAUAUAUUUUGGGGAAAAUAUAGACUAGAGAAUUAGUUAUACAUUGUUUUAAUUUGUUUUAUACUGGUAUAGAAUUAUUGAUCUUUUCAAAUACAUAUUUAUAUAAAUAAGAUUUUAACAUAAAGUCGAAAUUAUUGCGUUUUUACAAUAGAGAUUGUUCGAGCAUAAUAUUUUCGAAACCUGCUGGCGGUGCAUAAUGAAAUUUAUUCAAAAUAAUGUCUAAUAUUGCUCCAUUACCAAC